UAAAAUAUCUUUAAAACACGAAUCAAAGAAUGUAUAUAGCCUAUAACGCGAAGUACAUAUGAAACACGUGUCGAAGAAAGGCGGGAAAAGGAAAUACGACGGACGGGUCAUGCCGCCAUUACCAUAAUGUUCACUGCAGUGAAAGUUUUUUUCUGUAAUCACCUUUGUAAGGAUGAGUAGCUUAUUGAGGAAGUAUAGAAGAAGAAGGAGGUGGAGGAGGAUGAUGAAUAGCAGCUCCUCUUCUUCUGAAGGUUGUGAUACUCCAUUCAUGAACAUGAAUUCCAUCAACGGACAAUGUGCAAUAGAAAAAACACAAAUGAACGGGCAAAAUAAUGUCCACAACGAUCAAAAUGUGAUAAAAGAAUCUCUCCCAACACGGAAGGAGGAUUACUCCAGUGACAUGGGCAUUUUUAACAGGAAAAACGGACCUCCUUUUGACGGAACUCCUAUCAACUUGCUGGACGAUAGGUCUUUUGUGAUUAACGAUAAAAUGAGGAGUUCGUUCAGGGACAUCAUGAACAAAAUGUCUGAAAAUACUCCAACGCUUGGAAAUCUACUUGCUAAAACAAAAUACACAGGCUUGAGUAGCAAGGACACAAAAAGUAGUAUUAUCUUAAACCCACCACCUCCUACUACAACCUCAGCCCCUUCUGUGUCAGGGGGGCAGAAAACUUCUGCUGGGAAUUUAUUUGACAAAAUGCAAGAAAUGCAAAAUUCUACUACGGCCAUUGAAAAAACAACAGAGUGCAAUAAAGAUAAUUCAGUAGUAAACGUGGAAGCAGAAACAAAAGCUAAAUGUGAUGAGGUAAUAGAACUUGAUGACAGUAUAGAAGAAAAAGAAACUAAAGGUGAUCUUCCCGUACAUUCAAAUGAUCUCAAAGUAGAUGCCAAGGAAAAGAAAUCUGAAAAUGAUUUGUUAGAAAUAACCUCUGAUUCAGAGGAUGAAGAAAAGAAGACGUCAAAUGAGGAAGCUAGGAAUGAGAAUGAUAUGAAACCAGAGGAAGAAGACAAACUCCUGGCAUCAGAUGAAGACACUCAGCAGUCAGGGAUAUCUGUCAGGAGCCCUCAAUCUCAGGAAUCAGCCAGUAAAGACUCUCAGGACUCUGUCAGCUGUGAUAAAAACUCAAUCAGUGAGAAUGGAAAAGAUGUGGAAGAUGCAUCCGAAAAAAUGGAAGUCGAAGAGGAAGAGGAGGAAGAGAGUGCAAGUGAAAGUGAAAGUAGUGGUUCUGAAAAGAAACGAAAAAGUGAAAGUGAAAACAAUACCACUAGUGAGGACAGCAAGUCAUCUGAAGACAGCAGUAAUUUAGAUUCUAAGGAUGCACAGGAGGAGAAAGAAGUGAAUGAUAAAAAGAGACCGGCUGACUUCAGUGAUGCUCUCCCCUACGAACCCAAGCGCUCCAGAUUGGAUAUGGUGAUCGGGAAACUUGGAACACAGAUUGGGAUAGCCCCUGAAAGUCUGAAGGAUGAGGAGAUGUCGGACACUGAUACAGCAACCGAAUCGACGCCAACUCCCACAGAGGAUACUGAGGAUGAAGAUGAAGAUCUGCAUAGAAAGAAGAAGAAACCACCUGUUAGACUUUCAGAAAAGGUACUAGAGAAGAUGGUAAAAACAAAAGUACUAAACCACCUUAAAAACCAAAAAGAAGGAUUGGUAGCAGAGCUUCAGCAAAAAGUUGAGGAGUUGCAAGCUUCUAAUGAUAUGUGGAAGCAAAGAGUGAAAGACCUUGAGAAGCAAAUUCUAGAGGUCACAGUUCUCCAGCAGAAACAUGAAAAACGUAAAGCAAAAACCGCAGCUCUAAGACAAAUCACUACAAAGAGUGUUGGAGUUCAGGUUGAUUCACAGAAGGCAGCAGCUAUAGUCCAACAAUCACAACAGACCACUCCAGUCAAGUCUCCAACUCCCAAACCCAUCACUAAAACUGCCACAACUCCUCCCGCCUCUACCUCAAAGCCUGGCCCCACCCUCACCAUCUCCAAGUUCACACCAUCCUCGCCUCAGCUGGCUCCCCCCAAGUCCACUCUCAAUCCCGUUACAAACAUUCCAAUUCUCAAGACCCAGACCCCAGCACAAAUGCAGACAACUCUCAGUAGCCAGUCUGCACCCAUUGUGACGUUUCCUUCAGCAGCAGAUGGAAGUAAAGGACCAUUUCCAUCCAACCAGACAGUUAAGACAAUCUUGGAUAACACUCGGAGUUCCCUCCAACAGAGUCCAGGAAACCAGACUGUUAAGAACAUUCUGGAUACCAGUCGGGGUUUGGUUUCACAGCCUAUCAGUAAUUCUCGAGUCAGACCUGUGCGAGCGGUCACCCCAGGAGUUCAGUCAAACACCUUACUCUCUCCAACUAUAGCGCCCAAUCAGAUGACAUCUUAUAUUGUAGUUCCAACACCAGGCGCAUUACCCACUUCAAAGCCAAAUGUUACAGUUGUCACAGCACCAAUUGUAAACCCACCAACUCUUAGCAGUCAGCAACAAGUUCAAGUGAAUCAGCAAGGGCAGACAAAGUCUGUUAAAGUGAUCGACCUCACCAUGGAAGAAGAAGCCAAUCGAAACCUGGCAAACAGGGGAGUUGCAAUCUCCAUGUCCAAUAAUCAGGUUCUGGUUCCAACAGGAACAGGAUUGCCACAAGGUCUGAUCCUGUCAAAUCCUGCAGGUUCUUCAAUUAUAAGAAAUGGACAACAACAACCAGCAUAUCAGUUUGUCUUCAGUUCCACCAGCAAAGCAUUACCUCAGGGCAGUAUUCUGACUCUUGCCACCCCUAUUCCCAGUCCUGGAAUGAGACCUGCUGUAGCAGGAACAUCCAUGGUGGCAGCAACUUCAUCAGCCAUUACAGCAAUGCCUCAGCUUAGACCAGGGCAAGCCACCACCACUCCUCCGAGCUCCAAACAAACAGCAUCCGUGGCAGCUCCAGUUCAGCAACGACCACCUCCACCUUUACAGUAUGGAGCUCAAAAUACAAAUAGGAUGGCAAAUACAUCUUUAACCACUGUGGCACCCCCUCCCCUUUCUGCUCAACACCCAGCACCAUUACCUCCUGUUACAUCGGUGGUGACUUCAGGUCAGAAACCAUUACCUCCAAAACCCAGUCUGAAGAUCUCCAGGGUCAGCCAGGGUAUUGUGCUGUCUUGGAAUAUGACUUUGAAUGAGACGCCUCAUGCUGAUAUAGCAUCGUAUCAGCUGUUUGCAUAUCAAGAGGGAAAUACACCACCAAGUACAGCUCUUUGGAAAAAGGUUGGAGAUGUUAAAGCACUGCCCUUACCAAUGGCAUGUACUUUGACACAGUUUCAGGAGGGGAACAAAUAUCAUUUUGCUGUACGUCCGGUGGAUGUUCUCGGACGCAAUGGUCAUUUCAGUGACCCUAACUCCAUACAUCUUUUACCAAACAAGAAAGAUUGAUGACUUGUUUACUCUAGCAGAUUUUUCUUCAAUCAUACCAAAGCAACAGAUCAUCAGAUGGCUGGGAAGAAAACUGAUGCAUCAUUUUGUCCAUAAAGAUUUAUCAUAUCAUUAUCAAUUCUUGAGCAAAAUUCCAAAUUAAAUUAUUUCUGCUUCAGAAAUGACCAAGUACAUUGCAAUAGCUCAUUGCAAUUGUUGUGGUGUUUUUAUACUGAAACCCAAUUUAUGUACAUAUGUAAUGCCAAUGUGUGUUUAUACACUGUAUAUAUAUAUAUAGUAGUUAUAUUUUACAAUAUAUGUAGGGUAAAAUGUGAAUCAAGUUUAAUGUGUGUUAUUUAUUUCAAGAUAAAAUGUUGGAUCUUGAUGAAGUAUUGUCAGUUUAGAAGGUGGUAAACUGGAUAUUUAUUGAGUGCCUUUAAUAAUUCAGCCAUUUAGUGAGAAGGUAUAGGCAGUGAAUUGAAGUUUUCUUUUUUAUACACAGAACUUGUUUUUAAGACUAUUAAAAAUGAUCUGGAUCAUUCAUUGCAUUCUGAAGGUCCUGAGACAUUUCUUUUUUAUUUUGUUUUACUUAAGUUUGAAUUAAUUGUGUUCUUUUUUUUCCUUGUCUUGGACUUAAAUAAUAUCAGGUAUAUGUUAGAUACUUAAAAAGAUUAACAAACACAGGAUUUGACACACUAUCUUGGAAUCUGCUGAGUCGGGCAGUGAAUUGUCAUUUUACAGAUUUUAAGUGUUGGGUGUUUUAAUGUUACAGAAAUGGCUGGAGAAAUGGAACUCUCUUUUUAUUUUCGUCUGUUUUUAUGUUUUGCACCGUGAAAUUAAAUUUAUGAAACUUUG
Messenger RNA from Saccostrea cuccullata (small rock oyster), 4228 nucleotides. RefSeq names its product activating transcription factor 7-interacting protein 1-like. The coding region runs from base 173 to 3394 and encodes 1073 amino acids. NCBI's taxonomy places the organism in Eukaryota, Metazoa, Mollusca, Bivalvia, Ostreida, Ostreidae. Gene Ontology annotation, molecular function: protein binding; transcription coregulator activity. Gene Ontology annotation, cellular component: transcription regulator complex; nucleus. The record is from RefSeq and is a predicted model, not a curated record. Gene Ontology annotation, biological process: regulation of DNA-templated transcription. The transcript has 10 exons.